Messenger RNA from Phoenix dactylifera (date palm), 801 nucleotides. The record is from RefSeq and is a predicted model, not a curated record. NCBI's taxonomy places the organism in Eukaryota, Viridiplantae, Streptophyta, Magnoliopsida, Arecales, Arecaceae.
GAUUCUGAUAUAAGGCCCGUACGCGAACAUGUCGAACAAAAAGCACUUCUUUGCCGCUAGUCCACUCCACUACAAAUAGAAUACGAAGCUCGCGAUGGCGAAACCCCAGGAAUCGGAGAAGCCCCCGGAGCCGGCCUCCAUGAACGACGUCGAGCGGGUCUUCGCGCGCUACGAUGCCAACGGCGACGGCAAGAUCUCGGCGUCGGAGCUAGCCAACGGGAUGCGCGCCCUCGGAUUUGAGGGAUCCGACGAAGAACUCAAAGCCAUGAUGGCGGAGCUCGACUCCGACGGAGACGGCUUCGUGGAUCUGAAUGAGUUUGCCGCGUUCCACAGGGGGCUGGGCGACCUCACUGGAGGGGAGAGGGAGCUGAGGGGCUUCUUCGCGAUGUUCGAUCUGGACAAGAACGGGCGGAUCUCCGCGGAGGAGCUUCAUCUGGUGCUGACGAGAUUGGGCGAGAAGUGCUCCGUUCAGGACUGCGCCCAGAUGAUCCGGUCCGUCGAUUUGGACGGCGAUGGUAGCGUGAACUUUGAGGAGUUCAAGAAGAUGAUAGGCAACGGCGGGGGAAGGAAGGCAUCUGACGGCAGUGGAUCUCCGUUGCCGUCGCCAUCCUCUAAGUGAUGUGGGAUAUUGUUCAUUCUUAGACGUUCUUUGCAUGGAGAUGAGGGCUUGAUUAGUCUAUCAAAUUUCUUAUCUCAUUUGAGACGUCUUUAUAGCUUGCGAGACCUGUAGUAAGUGUGUUCUGGGAUGCGUCUGAGAACUGGCAAUUACUAAUUAGAGGAAUAAAUAAGCUUUUUCUUUCU